This is a messenger RNA of Knipowitschia caucasica, 369 nucleotides long. NCBI's taxonomy places the organism in Eukaryota, Metazoa, Chordata, Actinopteri, Gobiiformes, Gobiidae. The record is from the annotation of a GenBank genome assembly.
AUGGGAAGGCCGGACCUCUACGACAUCACCGUUGGGCGAUUGCGUGGCCGCCUUCCACCUCUGAUCUCUGGACUCCGGCCUUCUCCCCGUGGGCGCGCUCUCGUACUGUAUGUAAUCGGUAACUUUAGUCCAAACCAGAAAAUGGUCUGCACCAGCUCCAGCCGUGCGUACACUGGGACACGCCGGACUAUCCCAGGAUUACCUCCAAAGCAGUUCUCGCAGUACUUUUCAUUCCGCGCUGCUCUGCCAGUCCCCAGGGGGUGGAUGUGGGGUUUUGGGGGGAUUUUCAGGAUGUCGGCCGUGAAACAGGGCCUUGGUGUGGUCCUCACUGAGCGUGCCCAGAAUGAAGCCGGCACGGCGGCGUUUUAG